UUCCUUGCACCAAAAAAAAAACAACCUAAAUCUACAUCACACAUACAUACAAACAUAGUACAAUAAAUCAAUAAUACUUCAGAUCCAAAAAAAAAAAAAGAUGUUAAAUGCAAAAGUUGAUCAGAUUUCUCAGAAGAGUAGUAGUAAUAGUGUUCUUCAGAUUAAGCAAGAUGAUAAAUUCUUCUGCAGGCUUCUGUCAAAGGAAACUUCAAUGGCAAACCCAUCUUUCAGAUUCUCUUCUUCUUCUGUUAAUGUCCCAUUUGUUUGGGAAUCUCAACCUGGCACACCAAAGUACAAAUUAUUCUCUCAAGAAACUCUUCCUCCUUUAACUCCACCACCCUCUUAUCACAACACCAACAACAAUAAUGUUAAUAAUAAUGCAUUGAAGAGGGUCAAGAAGAAUAAUUCAAGAUCAAGUAGCAACAUUUUCAUGGCAUUGUUUACAAAGAUGAGUCUCAAGAAGAUUAUUACGCCUUCGCCGUCGCCGUCAUGUUCUUUGUCUUCGAGGUGGACAACCUCGGAUUCGUCCAAGGUUGUCCCCGUGGCAAAGAUCGGAAGGAGGAGAUUCUUGAGUUAUGGUUCUUCGUCUUUCGACUUUAGAGGGGCGAAUGAUGAAGAAGAUGGUGGUGGUUCGUCAUCGCCACCACCUUCUUCAUCGGCAUUGUGCUUUGCAAUUUCACGUGCCAUGAGCUCUAACAGUGGUUUCCAAAGUUCUUACAAGAGAAAAGCACAAUAAAAGGUAAUUAAAGACUGCGUUUUGUUUUGAAGUAUAUGUAUAAUUAAUUAAUUAAUUAAUGAUAAAAAUAUAAAUAUAUAUCGUUGGAUAUAUAUUUAUUUAUUAAAAAAUAGACAUGUACAAAAACAAGUAAAUAUUUUUGUCUGAAGCCAUAUUUUCCUUUUCAAUAUUGUUUAAGUAUUUCUGUAUUUUUUUAUUUUGAAAUAAUUAUCAAAUAUGUCUUAUGGAUAAGUUUCUUUUUUUGGUUUGGCCUUGGAUGUUGCAUGGCCAUUAUUGUGAUUUAUUGUACCUUUUGCUUGGAGUUUUUCUCUGUAAUUCUUUGUAGUUGUAUUUUAUUCAUCAUGUUUAGAGGGCAACUAAUUUUAAAUGCCAAAGGUUGUGUCUUCAG
Arachis stenosperma is the source of this 1124-nucleotide messenger RNA. RefSeq lists its product as uncharacterized. Bases 101 to 736 code for a protein of 211 amino acids. The record is from RefSeq and is a predicted model, not a curated record. The transcript has a single exon. Lineage: Eukaryota; Viridiplantae; Streptophyta; Magnoliopsida; Fabales; Fabaceae.